This is a messenger RNA of Lichtheimia ornata, 1887 nucleotides long. RefSeq lists its product as uncharacterized. Gene Ontology annotation, molecular function: protein binding. The transcript has a single exon. NCBI's taxonomy places the organism in Eukaryota, Fungi, Mucoromycota, Mucoromycetes, Mucorales, Lichtheimiaceae. The record is from RefSeq and is a predicted model, not a curated record. Bases 1 to 1887 code for a protein of 628 amino acids.
AUGGCAUCUUCAUCUUUUACAUCAGGCAACAGCUAUACGUUCAAGGUGACCAUCGGCAACGAGACACGCCGUUUUUCGUUACCCAAGAAAUGCACUUCAUGGCAUACGCUUUGUGCCGUAUUAUGGUCAUCAUUCCAGAAUCUCAACAACCAAAACGACUUGGUCCUUUAUUAUCGCGACAACGAUCACGAUGUCAUUACCCUCUCGAGUGAUAUGGAACUUGCCGAGUUGCUACGACAACCUGAGGCGGUAUCAUCGAAUUCAGUUGUACGACUUUAUGGGGAACGACGACAAGACGAUGCAACGAUGGCGUGGGUGUUUGCACCUGAAGAGGAGACGAUGAUGGGGCACAGCAAUCCUUAUGGUGACAACACAUUAACACCCCAUUUGGAAAAGGUUAAUCAGGUGGACGGUGAGCAACAACAACAACAACAACAACCGGCUGUAGAAGCCGAGCAACAACAACAACAACAACGUGAUCCAUUUGCAGCAACGUUUGAACAACUUGGGCAGCUGAUGGAUCGUUUCAGGGACACAAUCCAAGAUAAUCCCGAAGUCAUGCGUGUCAUGAGUCAAAUGGCAAGCACGAUUACAACAUCCAUUUCAAACAAUACUCGUAUCAAUCUAGCACCACUCGAGGAAUGGCUUCAAUCCCUCAGCCAACCACAACAACAACAUCAACAAGAUGAAAACUUGUAUCCAAUGCCACAGGAAGACGAUAUAUGGAUAACAAGAGCACAGCAACCACCCCUCGAAGAUCAUGAUCCACCACGAUAUGAAGAACCCACUGAACCAUAUCCACUCUAUGAUACCAAACCAGCAGUAGCAGAAUCAUCUACAAGAGGUGGUGGUGGUGGUGAUGAUACAAUGUUUCCUUCUCAUCACCAUCAUCAUCCACCUCCCCCUCCACCUCCUCCACCAGCACCAGCGCCAAUGUUUAUGGAGUCAUCUCUUUAUCCACCACCGCCCCCUUUUAUUGGUCCAUUAUGGUCGCGUGUUUUGAGAACUGUGGGAUCAUCUCUUGGUUGGAACAAUGGUCCACAACAUCAUCAUUACAAUGCAGCACGAUAUUAUUCACCACCUAUUCCUCAUCCUCAUCAUCCACCACCACCACCUCCUCCGCCAAUGCCAAUGCAACCACCUCCACCACCACCACCACCACCAGCAACACAGAUGCCUGUACCACCACCUCCUCCUCCACCACGACGUUGGGAUAGUGGUCGUCGUCAUCAUCAUCGUCAUCACCAUCAUCAACGCCGUGAUGAUCAUCGCUAUCCAUCACCUUUGCCCCAUGAUUUCGAACAUGAUAAUAGAUGGGAUCAUCACCCACAUGGUUAUGGCAAACAUUAUCAACAUCGUCAUCAUCAUCAUCCACCAUCGUCAAUGCAACCUCCUUCAUUUUCUCCUUUUGAUGCAGCAACAGCAGCAGCAGCUGUAGCUUCUUCAUCAUCCACUGCAAGACAACAUCAUCAUCAUCAUCACCCUUGGUACAACAAUGAUCAUCAUGAAUGUCGACAUACACGAUCUGAGUUGAAAAGGAUGCGUAAGCAAGAAAGGAAGGAACGACAUCAGCUACGAAAAGAACGACGUGCUGAAAAGAAAAGGCUGCGUAAGGAAAAGCGUAAAAUGAGACAUCAAGCUCGCAAGGAUCGACGACGUGGUGGUGGUGAUGUGGCGGAUGGUUACGAUUCAAGUACAAGUACAAGCUCAUCGUCUUCCAGUAGCAGUAGCAGCAGCAGCAGCAGCAGCUUAUCAUUGCUGUCAUUGUCAGAUGACGAUCAUGCGCACGAGGAACUUGCUUAUCGUGUGGAACGACUACGUGUCAACAACAAUGACUCCCUCAAUAAGCCUGCCGUCGACAUCAACAAAGAAAAGAAGCAACAAUGA